Molecule: messenger RNA, 3071 nt
Organism: Oryzias latipes (Japanese medaka)
Lineage: Eukaryota; Metazoa; Chordata; Actinopteri; Beloniformes; Adrianichthyidae
Gene: abhd10b
Product: abhydrolase domain containing 10, depalmitoylase b
Biological process (GO): protein depalmitoylation
Cellular component (GO): mitochondrion
Molecular function (GO): hydrolase activity, hydrolyzing O-glycosyl compounds; palmitoyl-(protein) hydrolase activity
Source: RefSeq, a predicted model, not a curated record
CGCAACUCUCGCGAUAUGUUCGUAAUUUUUGCAGAACAGUAUGGCAGCCGUCUCGUUGAGGUCUUGCCGUAGAGGACUUUCACAAUUUUUAAGCAAUGGAGGGCUCACAGCUGUUUGGUCAACGCGAUUUGAAGAAGUCAGAAGACACAAAUCCACAGUUCAGUUCGCGUCACGACCUAAUCUUCCAAAGCUGGCCUACAGAAAAGUGAAGGGAAAGAGCCCAGGUGUGGUCUUCCUGCCAGGAUAUGCAUCCAACAUGAAUGGACAGAAAGCUGAGGCCCUGGAGGAGUUCUGCAGGUCAUUAGGUCACUCAUUCCUCAGAUUUGACUACACGGGACAUGGAGCCUCGGAGGGAGUGUUAGCAGAAGGAACCCUUGGUACCUGGAAAAAAGAUGUCCUUUACGUGUUGGAUGAGUUAGUCGAGGGACCACAGAUACUGGUGGGUUCCAGUAUAGGCGGCUGGCUGAUGCUGCUGGCAGCCAUUGCGAGACCCGAGAAGACCGCCGCCUUAGUGGGAAUCGCCACUGCCGCCGAUCACCUCGUCACGUCAUUCAACUCUCUUCCACUAGAGACUCGAAAGGAAUUUGAGGCCAAAGGGGAGUGGACGGUGCCCACCAAACACACAGAGGAAGGCGUUUACAAGUUUAGCAUGAACUUUCUGCAGGAAGCAGAAAAUCACUGUGUGCUCCAGAGUCCCAUACCCAUCACCUGCCCUGUGCGGCUCAUUCACGGGCUGAAGGACGAGGACGUCCCCUGGCACGUGUCCAUGCAGGUCGCAGAGCGAGUCCUCAGCCACGACGUGGACGUCGUUCUCAGGCGAUACGGCCAGCACCGCAUGUCUGAAAAGGAUGACAUCAAGCUCAUUGUCUACACCGUCGAUGAUCUCGUAGACAAGCUGACCACUAUGGUCUAAGGAAGAGGUAGAGAUGGUCCUGAAAAAAAGGAAAAUGACUGUUAACUAGAAGGUCAACCCUCAAGGAAUUUACCAAACAGUGGCACGUUUGCCAAAUAUUUCCCACUAUCUUGUCCUCUUCUGUCUUCUGCCAUCACUAUUAUGUCAGCAUGCCGUUACAGCUCCUACAUCUUUGAAAGGGUUUAGCUUGUAGCUCUUCCCUAAUUUCUUCAGGUUGCAUUUAUAUGUGGUUUGGCUGGUUGUAGCAUCAACCUGGUCUCUCUGUCCUCAUCCUCGUUUGGCUGAUUUUCCUCUUUCCUUGAGUAGACAUACAGUUUCCCUGUGCCUUUUUUUAGUACUUUUCACCUGUUUUGGCCAAUAAAACCUCUGCGCACCACACUGCAUAUCUGACAUCUAUGAAAGACAAUACAAGGUGCGGAAUCAUUUAAUCAUAAGAAUAAAGAAUAUGAACAAAGGAAAGCUAAUGUUAAAGUUUUAGUUUGCAUAUUGGCAAAAAGGAUUAGAAAUUGUGAUUUAAACAUGACUAUUUUUCCAACCUUUGAAAGCAUCCAGUAGUCUUUCAGUUUUAGAUUGUAUUACAAUUAAGUUACAGUAAAGGCUCAGAAAAGAGGCAGGAUUUAAUUCAAUAAUCUUUAUCUUUUAAACCAUGAAGCUGGUGUUUGCUUCAGAACAUCAGUGUUGAUGUCUGGAAAUACAGUAAAGGUUCUGCAGAGACUCACACAAAAGAUCAGAACACAAUCUUCCAAUUUAAUAUAAAGAACUGCGUGAUAUCAGUAAAGUUUUAAAAAAUAAAAAAAGUUAAUCUCAUAUAUUUUUGCAACGAUAACUAAUAAUCAGAUUUCAUUUUUUUUUUCUUUUUCACAAAGUGACUUGUGCUGUCACAAAUAAUUCACUAUGGAGACUUCUUCAAAAGAAUCAUUGAUUGCCUGCAGGCUUUGCUCACUGGACUUCUCAAAGUAGCACGUAUAAAACAAAGUAACUAAACGCUUCUAACAAGAUUAUAAGAGCAAAUGAACAAAUAAAAAACAACUGCUUGCAGUUUUGCUUUGCCAUCUUAAUAAUGUUCUGAAAAAUAUUACAUUGUAAAUCAUUGUCUUGAUAAUUUCAUUAACACUUUUUCAAAAACCUCAAAGAAGGGGCUGAUUUAAAGAGCCUAUCAACCAAAUGUUAAGAUUUCUCAAAAAAGAAGCUUCAAAUGACACAUGGAGCUCACAUCACUGUACUCUGGCAUCUCCAAAAGUGCAGGAUUUAAGCUUUUACAUGGUCAGAUGUGCUCUUUUUUUUCCACAGUGUUUCUCAGAGAAUGUAUGCUAUUUGGCAGCAGUGCAGCUCAACUGAUGUGGUGGGAUUCUAAAUUGGCUUUGAGAGUUUUUCACUAUUAAAAACAUAAAAUCAGGACAAAAACAGAUUAGCAAAUGAGAGGAUUAUUUUAAAAAUUGUAAUUAUUAGGGCUGCUGCAAAUUAUAAUAGGAUAAGUUUUAUACUUGUUAUUUAACACAAGUCAACCACAGAAUCAGUUAUUAUGGAGGCAACUUAGACAACUGAUUCAGUGUGCUGUCAAACCAAACGAGGCACCAUUAAAUAUUUGUUUUCUUUAGGAUGUUAUCUCUCUUGCAUCAUGGAUGAGGAAUUUUGUUUCACUUGUCCUGACAACCAUGUUUUAUUUUCAGAUGUGCUCAGACUUGCACAGUAAUUUCUGUUGACUGGACUUUGAACCACAAAAAGUUAGUCUUUAAUAUUUUUUAAUAUCAGCCACCAAUACAUUUUAGUGAAAGAAACAGUUUUCUUUUAAGCCAAACUUCUUUACUUUUUCACAAUUUUUUUUAGCAUUUAAUUCAUCUUCCUUUUUUACAUACAAUUAUUUAAUCGUUAGCAUAAAAAAAAAAAAAGAAUACAACUGUCUCAAUACUUUUCUGAUGUAGUUCAGUCUUUUCUGUAGUUAGUAUGUUUGGAAAGGAGUUUGUUUUUCCCAGAGACACUGUUCCCUUCCACAUUCCAUAAACAUCUGUAGGGCUGGGGUGUGAUUGGAACUUUUCACUGGUUCAAAUGUGCCGGAGGCACAUGGGCAACCCUGAAUAUUAUGACUUUCGUAUAAAGAACGAGUAGUAGCAUUCAUGGGAAUCUAUAUUUUUCUGAUAUUAAAAUCUUGUAAAGAAGA